Alexandromys fortis (reed vole) is the source of this 3498-nucleotide messenger RNA. It is a transcript of the gene Pm20d1, whose product is annotated as peptidase M20 domain containing 1. Bases 32 to 1543 code for a protein of 503 amino acids. The record is from RefSeq and is a predicted model, not a curated record. Gene Ontology annotation, molecular function: hydrolase activity, acting on carbon-nitrogen (but not peptide) bonds, in linear amides. Gene Ontology annotation, biological process: amino acid metabolic process. The transcript is spliced from 13 exons. Lineage: Eukaryota; Metazoa; Chordata; Mammalia; Rodentia; Cricetidae.
CUGGCCUGACUGGCGAGGCCUCGGGAGAGACAUGGCUGGGCAGUGUGUGAGCGUGCGGGCCCUGGUAGCCGCACUCCUGCUUUUUCUCGCCACCGUCUCUGGAUCCACCGGUCCUAGCAGCAGGGAAAUUUGGGGAGCCUCGCGGAUCCCUUCCCAGUUCAGCGAGGAGGAGCGCGUCGCUAUAAAAGAGGCGCUGAAAGGUGCCAUCCAGAUUCCCACGGUGUCUUUCAGCCAUGAGGAAUCCAACACCACAGCCCUCGCUGAGUUUGGAGAAUACAUGCGCAAAGUGUUCCCGACAGUGUUCCACAGCAGCCUGAUCCGACACGAAGUCGUGGGAACAUACAGCCACCUGCUUACUGUGCAAGGCUCGGACCCCAGUCUGCAGCCCUACAUGCUGAUGGCUCACUUUGACGUGGUUCCAGCCCCUGAAGAAGGAUGGGAGGUGCCCCCGUUCUCAGGCCUGGAGCGUGAUGGCUUCAUCCAUGGCCGGGGCACACUGGACAACAAGAACUCUGUGAUGGCAAUCCUGCAGGCCUUGGAGCUCCUGUUGAUCAGAAACUAUAGCCCUAGAAGAUCUUUCUUCAUUGCUUUGGGCCAUGAUGAGGAGGUGUCUGGGAUAAAGGGCGCUCUGAAGAUCUCAGCACUCCUACAGGCUAGGGGUGUUCGGCUGGCCUUCCUUGUGGAUGAAGGGAGCUUUAUUAUGGAAGAUUUUCUUCUGAACCUCAAGAAGCCCUUUGCCGUGAUUUCCGUCGCAGAGAAGGGUGCCCUUGAUCUCAUGCUGCAAGUGAACAUGACUCCAGGACACUCUUCAGCUCCCCCAAAGGAGACGAGCAUUGGUAUCCUUUCCGCCGCUGUCAGCCGACUGGAGCAGACACCCAUGCCGAAUAUGUUUGGGAGUGGGCCACUGAAGCAGGCAAUGAAGCUGCUGUCAAAAGAGCUUUCCUUCCCCGCCAAUAUAGUCCUGGGGAACCUGUGGCUGUUUCGGCCCAUUGUAAGCAGGCUAAUGGAGAGGAAUCCCAUAACCAACGCCCUGGUCAGAACCACCACCGCCCUCACCAUAUUCAAUGCAGGAGUCAAGGUGAAUGUCAUCCCCCCACUGGCUCAGGCUACAAUCAACUUCCGGAUUCACCCUUCACAGACAGUACGUGAGGUCCUCGAACUUGUCAAGAACAUCGUGGCUGAUGACCGAGUCCAGCUACAUGUGCUGAGGUCUUUUGAGCCCCUGCCCUUCAGCCCCUCCGAUGCCAAGGCCAUAGGCUACCAGCUGCUUCAACAGACCAUACAGUCUGUCUUCCCGGAAGUCGAUAUUGUUGUCCCCGGUAUUUGCAUUGCCAACACAGACAGCCGGCACUACGCCAACCUCACCAACGGCAUCUAUCUGUUCAACCCCGUUUUCUUGCAGCCUCAGGGCUUCAGUAGUAUCCAUGGAAUCAACGAGAAAAUCUCCGUGCGGAACUACGAGAACCAGGUGAAGUUCAUCUUUGAGUUGAUCCAGAAUGCUGACACCUACAAGGAGCCAGUUCCUCAUGUGCAUGAACUCUGAGGCCAGGAUGCAGUGGGUGAGGGGUGCCCGACCCUGGGCAGGACAAACCUACAGGGAGAGACAGAGCUGGUAUUGACGAAAGGUUUGGUGGAACCACCUUGCACUGCGGAUGGAGUUCAUCUGCCUGACUCCCUCCUCCACUCGCCAGAGAACAAGCUCCAAGGAGGAGGAGAUGAGCAGAAUCCAGCCUGUCAUUUAUGACGACAGCUGUCCUCUUCCCCUGAGUGGCCUCAGCUGCCUCUGUCCUGCCAUAGAAGGUGUUGGCCUGUCUCACUAGUCCUCUUUCCCAGCCUGCCUUAACAAAUGCAAAUUUUGGGGGAAAAAAAAAAUCUCAGGAGGGUUUUAUCUAGAUAGAACGUUAACUUAGGGUACUGGAGCUGGAUUGCCUUCUAGAGUUUCCUUUCUCCUGCCAUCCACUCUCUUCUUGGAUGUGGAAGCUGCCUCACCUGCCUCUGCUACCUUCCUCCCCUCUCCAGCCUCUUCCACACCUGAGUAACUCGGUCAGACGGAGACGCUCCCACCAGCACUGUCAGUGUGUGUAGUCAGCUGCUCUCUAACCAGUGCCUCUCACAGUCUCCGCCCCACAACUCCUGGGUCAGACAUUGGGGCCUGGAAACGCAAGCUGCUCUCCUUGGGUUCCUGGAACUUUGCUCCCUUCCCUGCCCUGUUCCUGCCACCUGCUCUGGUGACCCCACCCAAGGAGGCACUAAUCUGUGAAAACAUUUCCCUGGCACAGCCUGUCACUGGAGCCCAGAACCAGCAGAGCCUUGGCCCUGGCACCAUAUCCUGUUUCAGAAUGACCAAGGGGAAGUGGAGGGCAAGGUGGUGGUGGGGUGCUCGAGGGGCUGCUCUUCCCUGGGUAAGAGAGGCAAGGGGAGGCAGCCUUCACUGAAGGACAGCAGAGCUCCUGCCUUCUCUCUGGACUCCAACCCUAGGCGGUUUGAUUCUGCCCAGUAGCUGCCAGGUGGGGGGCUUUGGAAAGCAGCGUUUCUUGACUCAGGGCCAGGAUCUGUGCUUUGUGGCUCACAAGGGAGUCGAGGUCACAAGGGGAGGUCACAAGUCUCCGAGCGAGACUUUUUCGUGUCUCCUACGGGCUUGAUGGCACUGGGUUUCCUUGCUCCCUCAGAAGCCCCGUUCUCCCUCCCUCUGGAGUCCUUGCCUUCCUCCCGUGGCUGUGCAGAUGUGAACUGCUCCUUGCAGCUCUGGCUUAAUUGUCAGUGUUAGAAACAGUGUGCGAAUUAGUCAAGCUUUUUUUUGUUAAGAUUCACAUUCCUUCCCUCACUCUCUCUUUUUGGCCAAUUCAGUUCUUAGUCAGCUUUUGUUGGAGGGCAAGCUUAAAAACAAAAAUAACCCUUCACUUUUGUGCAGAGCCCUACAGAGCAGUUCCUUACACCUUAUCUCAGCCCUGUGACUAUGCCGUUGUUACUCCUUCCUACAGAGAUGAACUUGAUUCUGAGUGGGUUCCACAUUUAGCAGGAAACAGUGGCUCCCACACUCCCCAUUAUCCUCUGACCCUGUGUCACCUCCUCCCCACUGAUGUCUUAUUUAAUUCCCGUAACAACCACUGAGGCUUGAGUGUGUCCCCCACAUUUGUCGGUUGUGAACUUAAUCCUAUGAGAAAAGUAUUCCGAGGGAGGAAACCUAACUGAUUAGGGUCUGUCUUUGUGGGAUUGUUAGGAUUAGACAAGGCCAUCAGGACUGAGCCUCAUCCUUGACUUACUGAUGACUUUUUAAGAAGAGAGUUUGAGGUAAUAGACACAUUUAAGCUGAUUUGGACAUUGUCCCGUGAAUACAUGUGUCAAAAUAUCACACAGUUACCCCAUUAAAAGACAGAAGGGGGAACCAGAAGACAGGCAAGUCCUGGAACUUGCUGUCUACAUCAGGAUGGCCUAAAACUCACAGAGAUCCGCCUGCCUCUGCCUUCUGAAUGCUGGGAUUAAAGGCCUGCACCACCA